Molecule: messenger RNA, 944 nt
Organism: Saccostrea echinata
Lineage: Eukaryota; Metazoa; Mollusca; Bivalvia; Ostreida; Ostreidae
Product: transmembrane protein 101-like
Exons: 3
Coding region: 1-756 (251 amino acids)
Biological process (GO): positive regulation of canonical NF-kappaB signal transduction
Source: RefSeq, a predicted model, not a curated record
AUGGCGUCGUCACAACUGUUGAGGAAAAUGCCGGAAUUUUUUAUAGCUCGUUUUCCAUUUUUCAAUGCUAUUAGCUUACUCCUUUUACUUGCAGAGCGUGCACAAAACGAAAGCUAUCCACCAAUUCCUCCCAAAGUGAUCUACACACACAUUGGUAUAUUUGUGGCUUGUGGAUUUCUGCUUUCCUUUAGAUAUAAAUGUAAGGAAGUGUCCCUUGUGUAUUGUGGACAAAUACUUUACCUGGUGUACAUCAUGUUUACAAACCCACAGGUUGGCUACACCCAGUGGCAAAAGAUAAGAAUAGCAUCUCGUCACAUUGGUUGUGUAGGAAUGUUCCUUCUAUUUUCAUCCCUCUUUGAAAACUUACCAUCAAAACAACUACAGAAGCUAGGAGAAACAGUUGUUGGCAUAUUCCUCAUGGCUUAUGUGUACAUCCUCAACAACAGCACGGAGGAUAGACGAGCCUUCCUCUCACAUAUUCCAGGGGGGGACUGGACUAGGUAUUUUAUCACACUGGCUCUGGCUGCUGGUGCCAUUAGUUUUUUCUCUGGUCAUUUCCUGAGAGACAUGUCCAUAACAGUGAUAUGUGUGUUUGGAAUUUUGACAAUCUUUGUGGACUGCGACAUCAAUUUUUGGGUGGAAACAAAGGGCAUGUUAUUCUGGAAUCAAGUGAGACUGAUCAUAGACGAUCUGUGUAUUUUGCUCGGGUUUGCAAUGAUUGUGGUGCGAGUGGACAAUCGAAUUAAAAUGGAUUAAUUUGCACUGGUGUAGUUAGGUUUUAAUUAAAUAUAUUUUUAUUGUUGCCCAAGAUUGAAAUAAUCUCAUUAUUCCUUUGAAAUACAUGUACAUAUGUAUCUUUGCCUAUUGUGCCAAUUAUUGUAUUGAUCUUUACCCACCUCACAGUAAAACAGCUAUUGUAGAAUAAAGGUCACGAUCCUUCAUCA